GCCUGUCCGUCAGACUGCCGAGGCGGCAGGGGGCGGCAGCGGCCAUUUUGGAGCAGAGAGCGGGGCCGGGCGGCGCGGAGGCAGCGCGGAGGCAGCGCGGAUCCACCGGGGUCGCCGCUCCCUGCCAUGGCCGCCCCGCUCGGCACCGGCACCCGCACGGAGGAACCCGGGCAGGAAAAACAGGAUGCGCAAGAGAAGGAAAUCGUCAUCCCUGAGAGAGCAGAAGAGGCGAAGCUGAAGGCGAAAUACCCCAACCUGGGCCAGAAGCCCGGAGGCUCCGACUUCCUCAUGAAGAGGCUGCAGAAAGGGCAAAAAUACUUCGAUUCCGGCGACUACAACAUGGCCAAGGCGAAGAUGAAGAACAAGCAGCUGCCGAGCGCGGGGCCCGACAAGAACCUGGUGACGGGAGACCACAUCCCCACGCCGCAGGACCUCCCGCAGAGAAAAUCCUCGCUUGUGACCAGCAAGCUGGCCGGGUAGCCUGCGCUCGCAGGCUGUUUGGUUUUGGUUUUUCCCUCUUUUUCCUUUUUCUUUGGUUAUUUGGAUUGAACUUCACUGUACCGUAGGGCUGGGAGCACCAGAAUCCACGUAGUUGAUGAGUAUUCACAGCAAACACACACCAAACCCUAGCAGAGGUGUCGCGAGCCGGUUUGCUGCCUUCGUUUCCACCCUGUUGGGAGCCGUCCCUGCUUGCAGAGAUGAUUUUUUUUUAUUAUGAUUAUUUUAUUUUUUUCUCCCCCUCUUGCCUUUUGGUUUCAGGCUUGAAAAACAAAGCGAGGGCGGCGCGGGGGCUGCGGGGCUCCGCGCGGCCGAGGGGCUUUGUGCAGGGUCAGCGGAAGGGCCCCGAGGGCCGCGCUGAACCCGAGCCGAGCUCCGUCCCCGUUCCGGAGGCGAGGGGAGGGCGAGCGGACGCCGUUGGCUUUGGGGAUUCCCAAUGGGACGGGAGAGAAACCGCAGGAGGGAGGCAGCGGGCGGCACAGGUACGGCUUUCCUCGGGCGCGUUUCGAGUGCUGGCGCCACGAUCCCUGCCGGGGCUGCUCCCGUUUGCUGCUGGGUGGUUCGGAGAGACCCCGAGCGAGGGGAUUUCCCUCGGGGGGGGGGACGAGGAGUGGAGCGGGGACGGGCGCGCCACGUCCUCAGCUCCCCCUCCGGUCCCUGCGUGACCCGGCCAGGGCAGCGGCUGCACGGCCUCCUCGUGCUCUGCUGCCUGUCCCAGCUGUGUUGUAAAUAGAUAACGAAUCGUAUAGAUAAAAAUAUAUAUAAUUUUGUACAUCUUCAUCUCUCUUCUUUUCUAGCGGGCCGUGCUUUAAAAAUAAAAGUAA
Oxyura jamaicensis (ruddy duck) is the source of this 1322-nucleotide messenger RNA. It is a transcript of the gene ENSA, whose product is annotated as endosulfine alpha. The record is from RefSeq and is a predicted model, not a curated record. Gene Ontology annotation, molecular function: protein phosphatase inhibitor activity. NCBI's taxonomy places the organism in Eukaryota, Metazoa, Chordata, Aves, Anseriformes, Anatidae. The transcript is spliced from 4 exons. The coding region runs from base 127 to 480 and encodes 117 amino acids. Gene Ontology annotation, cellular component: cytoplasm.